UAUAAAGCUCAGUCAGCACUGAGUAGUCUUCAGUAUCAGAAGCAUACUGACGGUGAUCGUUCAUUAUGAAACAGAUAAGAGUAAUUUUUGUCUCUGUUCUGCUCUUUGCAGCAUCUCUACCUGGUGAAUGCAUCACAGGAGGAAAUGAGGCUGUUGCACACUCUCGUCCUUACAUGGCUUCACUUCAGUGGAAUGGAAAACAUGAGUGCGGUGGCUUUCUCAUCUCCAGUCAGUGGGUCAUGAGCGCGGCACACUGCUUUCAGGAUGGGAGGGAUUCAGGUUUUAAGGUUGUGUUGGGAGCUCACUCACUGUCCAGAGCUGAGGGCACUAAACAAAACAUGGAUGUCUCUGCAGUGUACAAACAUCCUGGUUUCAGUAUGAGCAACUAUGACAAUGAUAUUGCCCUCAUUAAGCUGAAUAUGCCAAUCACAGAAACCGAUGCAGUAAAACCUGUGAAAUUCCAACGGGAGGGAGGGGAUGACCCUGAGAAGAAUGCAGCUGUGGACACAGCUGGGUGGGGCUCUUUGAACAAUCUGGGAAGACGACCAGACAAAUUGCAAGAGCUUAUUAUCACUGUCUUGGAGCGAAUGCUCUGUGGCCGUGCUGACUUCUAUGGAUGGAAGUUCACUAGCAACAUGCUCUGUGCUGCAGAAAAAAUAAAGGACACUUGUGAUGGUGACUCUGGGGGUCCUCUCUUAUACAAGGGCAUUGCUGUGGGGAUAACCUCUAAUGGAGGGAAGAAAUGUGGCUCCAGCAGAAAGCCUGGACUCUACACUAUCAUUUCCCACUAUACUCAGUGGAUUGACCAUACAACAACCCAGUAAAAAUUUUGGAGCUGUGAAAUACUUUGCAUUUAUUUAGUGUAUAAUUUUGUGCACAUCUCAUGUAUUGCUUUGUUUUAAUAAAACCUUUUAAUAAAA
Molecule: messenger RNA, 920 nt
Organism: Myxocyprinus asiaticus (Chinese sucker)
Lineage: Eukaryota; Metazoa; Chordata; Actinopteri; Cypriniformes; Catostomidae
Product: complement factor D-like
Exons: 5
Coding region: 66-824 (252 amino acids)
Biological process (GO): proteolysis
Molecular function (GO): serine-type endopeptidase activity
Source: RefSeq, a predicted model, not a curated record